Molecule: messenger RNA, 1371 nt
Organism: Dicentrarchus labrax (European seabass)
Lineage: Eukaryota; Metazoa; Chordata; Actinopteri; Moronidae
Product: granulocyte-macrophage colony-stimulating factor receptor subunit alpha
Exons: 10
Coding region: 134-1129 (331 amino acids)
Biological process (GO): cytokine-mediated signaling pathway
Cellular component (GO): external side of plasma membrane
Molecular function (GO): cytokine receptor activity; protein binding
Source: RefSeq, a predicted model, not a curated record
AAUAAUAAAGAAACAGAAAGAAACUUGUGGUUUCCUGAGACUCUGUACAGUAUGUGACGUCAUACUUCUUCUUUCCCCAGAAAUGUGUCAUUGUCUCAGAAAGCCAGAGUGAAGGGACGGCAGGCGGCAUACAAUGAAGCUGUUUCCUGUCCAUUCAAUACUUUGGUCCAGUUUGCUGGUAUUGUAUGCCUCACAAAGCGAGCUGGAAGACAAUUAUGAUGUCUGUAUGGAUGAGGUGAUCCCAGAUGAGAUACUGUUUCCAGAGAAGGAUCAUUACGUAGAAAGGGAAGCGAUGAAUAAAGAAAACUUCCUCUGCCUCCUUUACCCAACAAAUGAACUCAACUGCUCCUGGUCAUUUAAUACUUUACAGAAAGAUACUCAGCUCUUUGUCUAUAUCAGAAUCUGUGUGAAUGAAUCCACAGUUCACUUUAUGACCAAUCCAUCUGAGGAAAGAGUUGGAUCAAGAUCUCUGAUUGUGCAUGAGCAUGAAAUAUUUCAUGUAAUCCUCCAAUUUAACAUAACCCUGCACGACAAGUGGACAGUCUACACCUACACAUACAGCGAGGACAUGCUAGAGGUCCUGCUGCCACCUCAAAACAUCUCUGUAUCAAUCAAAGAUGGAAACCUGUUGGUGACAUGGGCUCUGCCCCACAGUCAAGUAACCACUAACAGCGACUGCUUUGAAUACCAGCUGGAAUUGGGUGACCAGGAAAACCUGAAAAACUUGGUCGACCAGCUGCAUUAUACAGAGCCGAAUGCAGAUCCCAGCCACACCUACAGAGUAAGGAUGAGGACAAGAGUGACAAAUACAUGCCAAUCAAACCCUCAAUGGAGCAACUGGAGUCCCAUUGUCACGCUGGAACAGCCCUUUUACUAUCUGAACACUCUGGUGAUCCUCUCAAUUUCACUUGGAAUACCCAUGAUCCUCCUGGCCGUGCUUCUGUUGGUGCGCUAUCAAAGGGUGUCUAAGGUUCUGUUUCCUCCAAUUCCUCGCCCCCCGCCAAAGUACAUAUAUUUUCUGGAAAAAAAUGACGCUUCCAAUUUCUUUUAUCCUGCCCCAGCAGCUGAACCUGUGGAGGAGAUCACAGAGGUGGAGGACACAGAACAAGACCCUGGAAAGACAUCUUAAAUGCAAAAUUGCACCCAUUUUCAUACUAAAUUUCCAUUCAGAAACUAGCAGAAAUGUGUUGAAUGUAUGCAAAGUGUAUAUAGGUGUGUUUGUGUGUAAAUUGUAGUUUUAUAUUUUAGGACAUCAUGUAAUGCUUGUUUAUGUAACAUGAAAUGUGAAAUGUUAGUUUUAGUAUUCUUUUUUUAUGUAAACCAAAGGGACAUGCAUAGAUGAGUUUUAAUUAAAUAUUUUUUCUGCCUGAA